This is a messenger RNA of Phalaenopsis equestris, 2257 nucleotides long. RefSeq lists its product as uncharacterized. The record is from RefSeq and is a predicted model, not a curated record. Lineage: Eukaryota; Viridiplantae; Streptophyta; Magnoliopsida; Asparagales; Orchidaceae.
ACCAUAACUUUGUCCCCAAGAAAAACCAGAUCUUUGCCCCUUUAAAAACUCAUCCUAACACCUCCCCAAUCUUCACCCACCUCCCCCUACAGUAAAAAAUCCAAAAAUACCAACUAAAUCCAAUGACACCCCGACCCUCCGCCGCCGGCCGACUGCUGGGUCCGCCGGAGAUCCACCUCACCGAGAAUGCCUCUCCAACUUUUCUUUCCACCGGAAAUCCCCUCCUCGAUUUCUUCUUCCACGUCGUUCCCGACACUCCGGCGGAAACCCUGAGAUCCCUCCUCUCCGCCGCCUGGGAUCACGAUCCCCUCGCCACAUUGAAGCUCGUCCUCCAUCUCCGCGGCGUUCGCGGCACCGGCAAGUCUGAUCGCGAGAGUUUCUACACCUCAGCUCUCUGGCUCCACCUUCACCACCCCAAAACCCUAGCCCUCAAUCUCCCCUCCAUUGCCGAAUUCGGCUAUUUCAAGGAUCUCCCGGAGAUCCUCCACCGUCUAAUCGACGGGCCCGACACUCGCAAGCUCGCUCCCGGUGCACGCGCCAGCCGUCGCACGACUCGCCGCGGCCGGAAUAAGAGGUCUCGCCAUGUAAACAGGAGGAAGAAAAUGGGGACGAAGGAGGAGCGUCUCGCCGCAGAGCUCGCCCGGGUGAAGCUCGAAGUAGAUACCGCAGGGGCUCUGAGAAGGAAGAAGAGGCGCGACAUGGCGAUCCGCGCCGUCGAUCGAUAUAACCGAGAUCCGAACUACAGUUUCCUCCACGAUCGCGUUUCCGACCACUUCGCCGCCAUGAUCGCCGCCGAUAUUUCUCAUCUCAGCGCCGGCGAGCUCGGCAAGCUUUCCCUCGCCGCCAAAUGGUGCCCUUCUCUCGACUCCUGCUUCGAUCGCUCCACUCUUUUGUGCGAAAGCAUCGCCCGUCGUCUCUUUCCCCGAGAAUCCGACCCCGAUCUCGCCGCCGCCGAUGACGACGCCCACUACGCCUACCGCGUCCGCGAUCGCCUCCGGCGAGCCCUCGUCCCCCUCCGCCGCGCGCUGCAAAUCCCCGAAGUUUACAUGAGCGCCGGCCAGUGGGAAUCCCUUCCCUACUCCCGCGUCCCCUCCGUCGCCAUGAAGAACUACAAAGACAUAUUCAAGGACCACGACAAAACCAGAUUCGAAGAGUUCCUAUCCAAAGUAAAACAAGGCGCAGCCAAAAUAGCAGCCGGCGCGCUCCUCCCGCACGAAAUCAUAGCUGCGGUCGCCUCCGGCGAGGACGACGAGGUUGCAGAGCUUCAGUGGCAACGCAUGGUGGCGGACAUGGCCACAAAAGGCCGGCUACAAAACUGCAUCGCCGUCUGCGAUGUAUCCGGAAGCAUGGGCGGAAUCCCCAUGGAAGUCUGCGUUGCACUGGGCCUACUCGUCUCCGAGCUGAGCGAAGAGCCAUGGAAAGGGAGGUUGAUCAUAUUUUCCGAUUGCCCGAGUCUUCAAAUUAUUCGGGGGACGACGCUUAAAGAGAAAACGGAGUUUAUAAGAAGGAUGCCAUGGGGGAUGAACACUGAUUUUCAGAAAGUGUUUGAUAACUUGCUUGAGGUGGCGAUCGAAGGGAAGCUGCCCCCGGAGAGAAUGAUUAAGAGGAUUUUUGUGUUCAGCGAUAUGGAGUUCGAUGCGGCGGGUGGAAGUGAGUGGGAGACGGAUUACGAGGUGAUUUGCAGGAAGUUUAAGGAGAGGGGAUACGAAUCAGCGGUGCCGGAGAUUGUGUUUUGGAACUUGAGGAGCUCGCAGUCGACGCCGGUGACGGCGAGGAAGAAGGGAGUGGCGAUGGUGAGCGGAUUCUCGAAGAAUUUGAUGAAGCUUUUCUUGGAAGGGAGCGGGGAGAUUAAUCCGAUGGAUGUGAUGGAAUCGGCCAUUGCCGGCGAGGAGUAUAAGAAGCUCAAGGUUUUUGAUUGAUGGGACGAUGUCGAUGAGUGAGUUGAUACAGUGAUUGUAAACGAAAGUAUCAGAGUUUUGAAGGAAAUUUCGCUGAUUUUUAUUUGUCUUUUUUUCUGUGUCUUUCAGUCGGCGUGUGGUUCUGUUUGGAAUUGAAGGUAUAUAUGAGAUAACUGUUCUUUCGGAGGAAAUAUUGCGCAAUAAAUCAGCAUGGAGCUCAUCGUGACUGAUGUAAUAUUUUCUCAAGAAAUUAUUAUUUCAAUAUGGGGCAUGCUAAAACAUUUGUGAGAAGUAGAUAGAGGCUUAAAAGAGCUUCGAGCUCAAAAAUUAUGUUCGUGUUCGAUUUUUUUGUUUAGAGA